Messenger RNA from Myxocyprinus asiaticus (Chinese sucker), 1854 nucleotides. Its product is annotated as E3 ubiquitin/ISG15 ligase TRIM25-like. NCBI's taxonomy places the organism in Eukaryota, Metazoa, Chordata, Actinopteri, Cypriniformes, Catostomidae. Gene Ontology annotation, molecular function: zinc ion binding. The record is from RefSeq and is a predicted model, not a curated record. The transcript is spliced from 8 exons. Bases 28 to 1644 code for a protein of 538 amino acids.
ACUAUACUGCAGAUAAGUUUCGUUUGCAUGUGCAAAUACGAGUCCUUUUCAUGCAGCAAGAUGACCGAUCAGGAAUCUCUCAGCUGCUCUAUCUGCCUGGAUCUUUUUAAAAAUCCAGUGAUAAUUCCUUGUGGAGACACUUUCUGUAAGGACUGUAUUACAGGUUUGUGGGAGCAGUGUGAUCAUCUAGGACUUUUCAGCUGUCCUCAGUGCAAACAGACCUUCUCACAGAGACCUCAUCUUAUCAAAUGUGUUGUAGUGAAGGAACUCUGUGAGAAACUGAGGAAGAUGAGACCCCAGACACUCAGUGGUGUGAGCUGUGAUUCCUGCACCACCACAAGAAUGAAAGCCAUCAAGUCCUGCCUCACCUGUCUCCUCUCAUUCUGUGACAGUCACGUUGAACAACACAAUGACCUCCAUGGGGGAAAAAAACACCAACUCAUCGAUGCCACUGAUCUACAGAGUAAAACUUGCUCUCAGCAUGGGAAACUUCUGGAGUUUUAUUGUCGUACUGAUCAACAAUGUAUUUGUGUCCUCUGUGGAAUGAAUGACCACAAGAAUCAUGACACCAUCUCAGCAGCUGAUGAACGAGAAGAGAAACAGAGUACAUUGAUGAAGACACAUGAGAAGUUUCUGCAGAAAAUCCAGGACAGAGAGAAUGAUUUUAAAGAGCUUACAAAGGCUGAGGAGUCUGUUAAACAUUCAGCACAGACAACAGUAGCAGAAUGUGAAAGAAUAUUUAGUGAGGUCGUGAGCUCCAUACAGAAAAUAAGUGCUCGAAUAAAGGAAGUGAUAUCAGAUAAAGAGAGAGCUGAACUCAGCCGUAUUCAAGAGCUUCAGGAAAAGGUUCAACAGGAGAUCGUUGACAUGAAGAUGAAGGUAUCUGAGCUUGAUCAGCUAAUGCCCACUGAAGAUCAUAUUCAAUUCCUCCAGAAUUCUUCAUCUCACUAUGAUGAACCCACAUCUGAAAAAAUUCAAGAUCUCUCCAGCAUGUCUUUAAAUGCAAAUGUCCUUUUUCAUGAUGUGAUGAUGAUGGUUUCCAAAGUGCAAGAGCGAUGGAUGGAUGUCAACAAAGAGACAGAAGCCGAAAUAUCUGGCAAAGACUUUGUCGAUGAAGCUGUUGAUGCACCAGAAACUGUGAAACCAUCUGCCGCACCAACGUUCUCCUUUCAGUCGCACUCUACCAAGAAAGAAGGUCAAUGGGACUGUGAAAAAAUGAAAUCAAUAUCACAGGGGCUCUGUACACGGAUCCACAGAGAAGCUGUUAACAGUUCGAUUGGAUUCAUGGAUCUCACACGAGCAUCAGCACCGUCACUGCAGGAGAGAUGUGCAAAGGUUUUGCCUCUGCUGGUGGAGCAGCUGCAGUUGUCUGCACUGAUGAAGCUGCAGGUGCAGUUAUCUCUGCUGCGCUGCAUUUACUGCAUUUACUGCUGCAUCCUACAGAUGGAGCGCAGCACACAGCACACUCCGUUGACCUCCACCCUGGGGCGCUUGGGUGAGGAGGUGUCUCAUGGAUCAGCUGACCCAGGUAACAGCAUUCACUCUCGUGGAUGUCCGCUGUUUAUGAGCUCCUAUUUGCACACAUACUUCCUGAGCAGCAUCAUCAAAACCAUCAGUCAAGGUGAAGCUCAAAUGAAUAUAUAAAACAUCAAGGUGUGUUACAUGAGCAGGUGGACUGUGGUGCAACUAUCUCUCUGAUGUCAUGUAACUGUAUGUGCAGCAGGUGGCAGUAUUGCUGCUGUCAGCUGGCAUUUCAUAUCUGUGAUUCACAGUCAACAUCAUUAUCAUCAUUAAUUGAUUCAGUUGAAUAUCUGACAUAAAUAAACAACACGCUGUGUGUUUUUACGCAGCAAA